This is a messenger RNA of Ipomoea nil (Japanese morning glory), 1416 nucleotides long. RefSeq lists its product as uncharacterized. The coding region runs from base 322 to 1239 and encodes 305 amino acids. Gene Ontology annotation, molecular function: protein-containing complex binding. The transcript has 7 exons. Gene Ontology annotation, cellular component: mitochondrion. The record is from RefSeq and is a predicted model, not a curated record. NCBI's taxonomy places the organism in Eukaryota, Viridiplantae, Streptophyta, Magnoliopsida, Solanales, Convolvulaceae.
GUCGAUUCAUUUUUCUCCUACCUGAAUCAGCAAAUUCGUGCUGCAAAAUCGGGGCCUCAAAAAUCGCGUUGGAAUGAAAUGAAAGCUUCAGAAGCGUGAGGAGUGACGACCACCAUAUAAACACUCCCAAAUCUGGCGCCACAAAGCUUACCAAAAUCUCUUUCACAAUUGAAUUUUUGCCACUCUUACAGCCUUCUCUCCUUCGUAUUUUUGAUUCUCUUUUUGUUCAGGGUGCUCGAAGAAGCCUGAAACCGUCGCCUCGUUCUCUCUCUAUCUCUCUCUCUCUCUCUCUCGUGUUCUUCUCCGCAGCGGAAGCCGAAGAUGACGACCUCUCUCUGCUACGUCGGCGCCGUUUCCAAGGCGCCGUCUCUUCACGGCCGGAGCAGAGCUCUGUUUCCUUCCUUCACCACUCAACAUUCUUCACUCUCUCGCCCUCGCUUUUGCAAGGUUGGUGUCAGAUGCAAUUAUUCUGGAGCUGGUAUACGGGAAAAUUCAAACACAGGGACAAUUGAUGUUGUGGCUGAUGUGAAGAGUGAGCGAAUUGUGGUGUUGGGAGGCAGUGGUUUUGUUGGCUCUGCAAUAUGCAAAGCUGCAGUGUCCAAGGGUGUCGAGGUUAUAAGUCUGAGCAGAUCAGGCCGUCCCUCAUACUCCGAAUCAUGGCUAGAUCAAGUCACUUGGAUUUCAGGUGAUGUUUUCUACGUAAACUGGGAUGACGUGCUUUUAGGGGCUACAGCAGUUGUUUCAACACUUGGGGGUUUUGGAAGUGAGGAACAGAUGAAAAGGAUUAAUGGUGAGGCAAAUGUAGUGGCCGUGAAUGCUGCUAAAGAUUAUGGGAUUCCAAAGUUCAUCUUGAUCUCAGUCCACGAUUACAAUCUCCCAUCCUUUCUAUUAUCAUCAGGUUACUUCACAGGAAAGAGGAAAGCAGAAUCAGAGGUCCUCUCCAAAUAUCCAAACUCAGGUGUUGUCUUAAGACCAGGCUUUAUAUAUGGGAAGAGGAAGGUUGAUGGCUUUGAGAUUCCUCUGGAUUUGAUAGGGCAGCCAAUUGAGAGAAUACUAAGUGCUGUAGAGAACUUUACUAAACCUCUUAGCUCACUUCCUGCCUCCGAUUUGCUUCUCGCUCCCCCGGUUAGUGUUGAUGAUGUUGCCUAUGCAGCGAUAAACGCUGUCACUGACGACGACUGCUUUGGAGUUUUCACUAUUGAGCAAAUCAAGGAAGCUGCAGCAGCAGCUAGGGUGUGAAAUCAUCUUCUAAUCUGCUAUAGUUCUAUGCAUAACUUGCCAUAUAUAUGCUGAAUGUGUUGUGGGUUUCACAGUGAUAUUCCUGUGUCCUCCAGUGUUCCUAGUACUGAAUAUUUUUAUUUUUUACUUCACUUAUCAAAGGUUGAUGUCAAUCAAUAUGAAAAUUACUCGUAUUAA